Molecule: messenger RNA, 1734 nt
Organism: Penicillium longicatenatum
Lineage: Eukaryota; Fungi; Ascomycota; Eurotiomycetes; Eurotiales; Aspergillaceae
Product: MDR family MFS transporter
Exons: 6
Coding region: 1-1734 (577 amino acids)
Biological process (GO): transmembrane transport
Molecular function (GO): transmembrane transporter activity
Source: RefSeq, a predicted model, not a curated record
AUGGCGGAGACAACAUCUUACACUCUGGAUGGGCCUCCCCCAGACGCGACCGAAACUUGGCACAAUCACACUGUACAGAAGCAGGAUGGUGCUGAAGAGAGUCCCUCCAGCGAAGAUGCAGACCUCAAGUACGAGUACCCUACGGGGCUCCCAGUCACUCUCAUUCUGACUUCAGUUACUUUGGCCUAUUUUCUCUUCUUCCUUGAUCUUGCUGUCAUUUCCACGGCCACUCCGGCUAUUACUUCCCAAUUUAACUCUUUGGUGGACGUUGGCUGGUAUGGUGGUGCCUAUCAGCUCGGAAGUGCAGCUUUCCAGCCUCUCAGCGGCAAGAUAUAUAGCCAGUUUCCGAUCAAGUGGACCUUUCUACUUUUCUUUUUUAUCUUCGAAGUUGGAUCUGCCAUUUGCGGAGCAGCUCAGUCAUCGCCCAUGUUUAUUGUUGGCCGUACAAUCGCAGGAAUUGGUUCUGCUGGCGUGGCUAAUGGAGCUGUGACAACCAUUGCUGCAGUGCUUCCAACACAAAAACAGGCGCUUUUCAUGGGACUCAACAUGGGUAUGGGCCAGCUGGGUCUUGCAACAGGACCGAUUAUCGGUGGAGCUUUUACCACCAACGUGUCUUGGCGAUGGUGCUUUUACAUCAACCUCCCGUUGGGCGCUGUCGUCGGUGGAUUCCUUCUCUUCAACAAUAUCCCCGAACCAAAGGCCAAGAGUCCACCCAUGGAGAUUCUCGGGACUGCCAUCAAGUCUCUAGAUCUCCCAGGUUUCAUGCUCAUCUGCCCCGCGGUUGUCAUGUUCCUUUUGGGACUCCAAUUCGGCGGUAAUCAACACCCCUGGAACAGUUCGGUUGUGAUUGGCUUGCUGGUUGGCGCUGCCGUCACUUUCGCUUUUUUCCUGGUCUGGGAGCAUAGGCAGGGAGACAAUGCCAUGGUGCCAUUUGCAAUGCUUAAACACAAGAUCAUCUGGUCAGCGGCAAUGACGAUGUUCUUCAGUCUUUCCAGUGUUCUCGUGGCCGACUUCUACAUUGCGAUCUAUUUCCAGGCCAUCCACGAUGACUCCCCUUUAAUGAGUGGUGUGCAUAUGCUUCCAAUCACACUGGGCUUGGUCCUGUUUACCGUGGUUUCGGGUGUUCUGAUCUCCGUUCUGGGAUACUAUCUCCCAUUCUUGCUUGCGGGAGGCACAAUUUCAGCCGUUGGCUACGGUCUCUUAUCAACACUCAGCCCCUCGACCUCUGCUGGAAGAUGGAUUGGCUAUCAGAUUCUGUACGGUGUUGCAAGCGGUUGCACGGCAGCUGCUCCCUACAUCGCUAUACAAAACCUCGUGCCCGCAGAGCAGAUUUCCCUCGCCAUGGCUAUUGUCAUUUUCUGGCAAAAUAUUGGCGCGUCAACUUCUCUGAUUGCUGCAAAUGCCAUCUUUAGCAACAGUCUUCGUCAUCAGCUCCAGCAGCGCAUCGCUGAAAUUGGUAUUUCUCCAGAUAUCAUCAUCGAUGCCGGUGUACGCUCCAUUCGCAACCUGGUUUCCGGCUCUCAGCUGACUGCAGUCCUUGCGGCCUACGCCAAGAGCGUCGAUAAUGUCAUGUAUCUCGGUAUCGCUGUCAGCGUAGCUGUCCUGGUCUUUGCUCCCGGUCUUGGAUGGAAGGACAUUCGGAAAGUGAAGGACCUCCAGGCCAUUACUAAGGACUCACCGGACAAGCCCGAGAAACAAUCGACGAGACAGGAGGCAGGGGUGACUGAAACGUAG